Molecule: messenger RNA, 312 nt
Organism: Truncatella angustata
Lineage: Eukaryota; Fungi; Ascomycota; Sordariomycetes; Amphisphaeriales; Sporocadaceae
Exons: 3
Coding region: 1-312 (103 amino acids)
Source: RefSeq, a predicted model, not a curated record
AUGGAGGACAUGAAUUUUGAGCUCGUGCAAGCACUAUUGAAGAUCCCCGGUUUGGGGAACUCUUAUUGUGGUGUUAUAUUCAUCCUUGAUAAGGUCAUGUCAGCUUGCUUACAACCGAAUAGUUUGCAAGGAAGAUAUGCGUUGGAGCCUGAUAUUACUACACUCAGUAAAUACAUCGGUGGCGGAGUUGUAGUUGGCGGUUUGGUGGCCGCGAGUGGCUUCUUUCAGUAUAUGAUCCAUGUAUGGCGAGAAGCAUUCCGCAUUCGGACACCAUCAACACCCUUGAUCCCCAAAACCUAUCCCAGGCGCUAG